ACACCAAAAAGAACAAUAUAUAAAGUAUUCCUUUAAAAUUGUGUUUUUACUGAUCCACUCAAGCAGUAACAGACACUAUAUUGUUGGCAUUACUAUAUUGGCAUGAAGUUUCUAAAUCGACUGAUUCAUGAGCCAGUUAUUCCUAGGAAUGUCAUUUUUUCCAAGUGUAGAAACUACAUUAGAAGCCCUAAGUAAGCCUUAAGAUUAGUUUCUACAAGAAAGUUGCCUGAUGUCUGAAGCAUCACUAAACCUACCUUAUUAUGAAAGAGUCCCUUUAACUCAUUAUAUCAAUGUAGACUGGGUCAAGGAACUGGUUCACUUUCCUGUCUCUACUGAUGAUCUGUUUAUAGCAACUUAUUUGAAGUCAGGAACAACUUGGACCCAACAGAUAGUGUCACUCAUUCAGACUGGAGGAGAGGACAGCUCUGAGCAUGUAUUUAAUAAUGUGCCAUGGUUUGAAAUGCUUGGAAAAGAUGCAGUUAUGGCUCUACCAAAGCCAAAGGCUAUGAAAACCCAUCUCUCCUAUCACAUGAUGCCUGGGCGGGACCCAGCUGCAACUCCUGCUAAAUAUAUUUACGUUGCACGUAAUCCGAAAGAUGUUGCUGUAUCAUUCUAUUUUCACUGCCUUCGCUAUAAAUGCUACAAGUUUACAGGUAGCUGGAAUACAUUCUUUGAGCUGUACAUGAAGGGAGAGGUGGACUUUGGUCUUUGGUCUGAUCAUGUACUGGAGUGGUGGAGGCACAAAGAUGCUGAUAAUAUAUUGUUCUUGAAGUAUGAAGACAUGAAGAGAGACCUUACAAGUGCAGUACAAUCAAUAGCAGAUUUCAUGGGAUCCGAUCUUAAUGAAUCCAUCAUACAAAAGAUAUCAAGGAAAUGCUCUUUUGAGAACAUGAAAUUGAACCCUCUAGCAAAUCCUGAUGAUCUUCUAGAGGUAAAGGUCAAAAUUAAAAAUGAUGCCUCCAGUGGUUUCCUACGUAAAGGGGACAUUGGAGACUGGAGGAAUUACUUCAGCAGUGAGCAGUCAGUGAGGGUUGAUGAUGAGUUUGUUAAGAAAGUUGCUGAAAGUGGAUUGGAAUUUGAUUAUGACUGAAAACAUGAAAAAUAUUUGAACUUCUUUUAAU
Messenger RNA from Amphimedon queenslandica, 1121 nucleotides. RefSeq names its product sulfotransferase 1C4-like. The record is from RefSeq and is a predicted model, not a curated record. NCBI's taxonomy places the organism in Eukaryota, Metazoa, Porifera, Demospongiae, Haplosclerida, Niphatidae. Gene Ontology annotation, molecular function: sulfotransferase activity. The transcript is spliced from 3 exons. Bases 230 to 1090 code for a protein of 286 amino acids.